Acanthosepion pharaonis is the source of this 711-nucleotide messenger RNA. Lineage: Eukaryota; Metazoa; Mollusca; Cephalopoda; Sepiida; Sepiidae. The record is from the annotation of a GenBank genome assembly.
AUGGACUCUCCCUUGUUACGCUCUGGCUUUCUUUCCCGUCUAUCUGUCUAUCUAUCUAUCUAUCUAUCUUAUUCGUUUAAAUCUAUCUAUCAAUCUCGUUCCUUUCAAUCCGAAUCACCGCUUCUAUCUAUCUAUCUAUCUAUCUAUCUAUCUAUCUAUUUUAUUCGUUUAAAUAUAUCUUUUGAUCUAGUAGCUUAUCCAUCGAAUCAUUGGUCAUAUCUAUCUAUCUAUCUAUCUAUCUAUCUAUCUAUCUAUCUAUCUAUCUUAUUCCUAUCCAUCGGAAUCAUUGGUCAUAUCUAUCUAUCUAUCUAUCUAUCUAUCUAUCUAUCUAUCUAUCUAUCUAUCUUAUGCCUCUCCAUCGGAAUCAUUGGUCAUAUCUAUCUAUCUAUCUAUCUAUCUAUCUAUCUAUCUAUCUAUCUAUCUAUCUAUCUUAUUCGUUUAAAUAUAUCUUUUGAUCUAGUAGCUCUCCAUCGGAAUCAUUGGUCAUAUCUAUCAUCUAUCUAUCUAUCUAUCUAUCUAUCUAUCUAUCUAUCUAUCUAUCUUAUUCGUUUAAAUAUAUCUUUUGAUCUAGUAGCUAUCCAUCGGAAUCAUUGGUCAUAUCUAUCUAUCUAUCUAUUUCAGCUACGAAGCCGGAGACUUUUUAAAUGUCUCCCAAAAUACUUCUUUCAUUAUAUUAGUGUUAUAAGUUAUACUAUGAUUGAUAAUUCGUAG